Molecule: messenger RNA, 1123 nt
Organism: Odontomachus brunneus
Lineage: Eukaryota; Metazoa; Arthropoda; Insecta; Hymenoptera; Formicidae
Gene: Elp5
Exons: 2
Coding region: 181-1044 (287 amino acids)
Biological process (GO): tRNA wobble uridine modification
Cellular component (GO): elongator holoenzyme complex; nucleus; cytosol
Molecular function (GO): tRNA binding
Source: RefSeq, a predicted model, not a curated record
UAAAUAAAAUAAUUAUUGUAUAAUUAAUAUUUAUUAAUAAUUUUCAUAUUUCAUUUUUAUUUAAAAUACUAAUAUCUCAAAUUUCUAUCAUCUUGAUUAAUGAAAACCUGUAGACUCUGUAGACUAAAUAUUUUCUUUAAUAUUGUUAACGUUUAGCACAUUUUAUAUUUUUACCUAGAUAUGUUGCAUAGAAAGGAUUGUAUGAAAACCUUGCCUCUGUUAGAAGGAGCAAAACUGAUCGUCAUAGAUGAAGGAUUAGAGGCAAUAUAUGCAAGAAUGUUGAUAGCUGGUUGGAUGCAUACAUGGUCAGAAAAAGAUCCUAACUAUGAUGUCCAUCUAUUAUCAUUUUGCAAUACAAGACUUUGGUAUAAUGACGAACCAAAACCGUUUAUGUCUAAGAAUAUGCAGUUACAUGAUUAUUACAGCUUUAUCAAUUUUGAUGAAGUAGUAAAUAAAGAUUUAGAAAAUCUCACACAUAUUCUUCAGACUUUCACUUCAUCCAACAUAGUUAUUGUUGAUUGCUUGAGCAGCUUGGCUUUAUAUGUUGGUUUAGCAAAAUCUCUGUGGUUCAUAGAAAAGUUAAGCAAACAAGUGUCACAAUUGAUUUGCAUUUAUAAAAGGGAUUUUAUGCAAACCAAUAUUCCUGCUAUCGAGACAUUGGGCACUACUUAUGUAAAAUUAGAGAAAUGCGUUGGAAUUAGCGUAACAAACAAUUUAGUGUAUAGCACAACACUUGUUCACAGAAAGCCAGGUGGCUCGUUAUUGUGUCAAAAAGAAAUAAUAACUCAGAACAAUAUAACUUAUCAAAUCAUUAGUGGAAGCAUCAUCACACCGAUUGAUCACGAGGAUCAAACUAAUAUAAACCAACCAGUGAAAAUUGAAUCAUCAUUUAGGAUAGAAAUGAAUGCUCAGGAGAUGGAGCAAAGAGAUAGAACACCUUUACCUUACAUGAUGAAUGCAGCAAGUACAUCCAAGAUACAUUAUCAGCCAGAUGAUGUAGACGACAUAGAUGAAGAUGAUCCUGAUGAUGAUUUAUGUAUAUAAAUUGACUAAAAUGAAACAUUUAUAAAAAUUUCUUGUUAUAUAUUUUAUAUGUAUUACAUAAAAUUAUCUCUGAACUUUA